AUGAGUGGGCGCGACAACGGCUCUAUGCCACCAGACACACCUUCCGAGCCAGGUUUUCAGAGACCCAACAAGCGUCCUCGAGUUGCGGUUGCAUGUCUGAGAUGCAAAACAAGACGGCAAAAGUGCGACAACAAAUUACCGGCCUGUUCGAAUUGCGCUAGAGCGAAAUUGACCUGUGUCUUCCCUGAAAAUGAAUAUCCGGCAUCCUACGUCAAGGAACUACAAAGUCGGGUGGCAUGGCUGGAGGCACAGCUGGGCUCCUUGCGGCCGAGCCAACCAGGCGAGCAUAUCUCCAUCAGCGACAACAAUGACGCAGCACCAAGCUCAGACGAGCGAAUGGCUUCCCAAGCCAGUACUCCAAACUUGGCCAGCAGUGUCGGAUUGUUGUCUCUACAGGCAGCGGCCGAACCUCAUUACUUCGGCGUCUCGUCUGGAGUGUCUUUAGCCUUGAUGAUUGAGUCGGCCGUCUACGAGAAAUCACGACCCCUUUCCAGUUUGAGUUUGCCUGCAGAGCCCGUCACAAGUCCAUUCGCGAGCAAUAGCCAGAGCGGUCCCCCAAUAGGCACAGCACCUUUACCGCCGUUGGAGAAGGCAACACCUUUCCUGAUCGCCUACUUGUCUUAUAUUCACCCGAAUUUCCCAUUUCUUUCCAAAGAACAACUGUGGAAGACUCAUCAUAAUCGCCGUGAGUUGGAGGACUAUAAUUCUAAUGAAGCUCGUCAUGACCAUGUGGUAUUGCUGUUGGUGUAUGCAAUAGGGUCUCGUUGUUUAAAAUUGGUAGGAUCAGAGCACGUUGCGGAAUCAGAGCCGGAAAGCCUUUAUCAUUCAGCCAUGGCAAAGAUACAAGACCAACUUAACGUUCCAAGUGUCCAGAAUAUCCAGGUCAUCCUACUAGUGGCCAUCUAUGCAUUGCGUUCCCCAUCAGGGUCUAGCAUAUGGCACUUGUGCGGUUUGAUGAUCAGGCAAUGUGUCGAACUAGGACUCCACCGGCAACUACGAAAAGAUAUUAGCACAGCAACCUCUGACGAAUUCAAACGGAGACUCUUCUAUAGCAUCUACCACCUCGAGCGCAGAAUCGUCCUAGUUCUGGGCAGGCCGUUGACCAUAGCUGAUGAUGAAAUCGACACCCCGUUACCUAGUGAGAUCGAGGACGACCAUUUCCAAGACCCCUCCGAGCUUCCAGAGAGCGGCCGCGAAAACACGGCGUGGAACGAAAACAGUCGGCCACGAGGCCCUCCUACAGGCCCGAGAACUGACAUUAUAUUCCACGUCCACAACAUCCGCUUAGAUCAGAUCAACGCGAAAAGUCGUCUUGUGCUCUCACGUCUCGCCAAGGCAGAACGUGGGACAAAGUUCGAGCAAAAGAUUGCAAAGCGAUUCCAAGAACUUGAGGACUGGAAAACGGGCAUCUUUGGACACUCUGGAGUUGAUGAACCCCCAGAUCUGAUGUUUUCCACGGUGAGGACGCCUGUUCAAACACCAGUGUCGCGGCUUGCCAUGCCAGAAGCACAGCGCCUGACGCUACUACUCAAUUAUCACCGAGCUCGCCGUCUGCUUCUUCAGACCAUUCUCACCGAAGUCCAGCUGUUCAACCAGCCAUUCCCGUUUGCUUCCUUUGCCAAGUCAUCCGGUGAAGUCUGCCAGCUUAAUCGACGACUUCACCGCAUACGGUCUGUGCCCUUCACGCUGCUGGAUCUGCACUCAGUCUUUGUAGCCGGCUUCACUCUAAUCUUUUGCGCGUGGUCUGACCCGAGCCUCUACGACGCUGAAAUGGCGGCGGACUUGGGUGCUUGCUCAACUGUGCUAUAUUUGAUUGCCGAACAAUGGGGGGAAGGGGCGAAGAAAUACCGUGAUGCCUUUGAGCUGGUUGCGGGCAAGACGGCAGAGUAUGUCCUCCGCCCAAAGCGCUCACAUGCCAGCAGUCAACAACAGACGGGAUCUGUUGGCAUCCAUGCCACAUCUCACUCGGGAUCAUCGGGUGACACGGGCCUAAGCGGUGUGAUGCCACCACCGACCUCUUCUGAUGCUAUGGAGCAAUCCAGUAGUGAUUCUUGGACAAAAGAUGGCUUCGACGUCUGGCAGAUGAUGACUGAGUUUGUACAGACCCAGGACAGUGAUUUCGAGUGCGACCCGGUCAAUUUUAGAGAGAUCGAAACCUUUCUGACGGAAGAAGGUUUGGGUUGGUUCAAUGGAGGCACGGGCACGGGCUUCUGA
Messenger RNA from Fonsecaea nubica, 2214 nucleotides. RefSeq lists its product as hypothetical. The transcript has 3 exons. Bases 1 to 2214 code for a protein of 737 amino acids. The record is from RefSeq and is a predicted model, not a curated record. Gene Ontology annotation, molecular function: zinc ion binding; sequence-specific DNA binding; DNA-binding transcription factor activity, RNA polymerase II-specific. Lineage: Eukaryota; Fungi; Ascomycota; Eurotiomycetes; Chaetothyriales; Herpotrichiellaceae. Gene Ontology annotation, biological process: DNA-templated transcription; positive regulation of transcription by RNA polymerase II.